Hippoglossus stenolepis (Pacific halibut) is the source of this 3620-nucleotide messenger RNA. RefSeq names its product vascular endothelial zinc finger 1. Gene Ontology annotation, biological process: regulation of transcription by RNA polymerase II. Gene Ontology annotation, molecular function: DNA-binding transcription factor activity, RNA polymerase II-specific; RNA polymerase II cis-regulatory region sequence-specific DNA binding. NCBI's taxonomy places the organism in Eukaryota, Metazoa, Chordata, Actinopteri, Pleuronectiformes, Pleuronectidae. The coding region runs from base 149 to 1588 and encodes 479 amino acids. The transcript is spliced from 5 exons. The record is from RefSeq and is a predicted model, not a curated record.
GGCCGGCUCGCCGAGCAACCUUUCACUCGCGUCGGGGUUUUGUGCGUUGGCGGCAAAAGCAGUUUUUAAAACGAGUAAAGCCAGGAGCAAGUAACCCCGAGCAAAACAAUGGUAUAUGAAUCCAGGCGUCCAGCUGUGAGGCUCGGGAAUGACGCUAGAACAAAAAAAUCAAUUCAUCCGAACCAGGGUUUUCCAAAAGACGACGAUCGCGUGCACGGUUCUUUGUCCGAAACACAAGCAGGCAAAUGAGGCCCUCCAUCACCAGCACCAGCACCAUAUGGCCCAGAACAACCUGCUGCCGCUUCUCAAUUCAGGAGCAGAUCAAAUUGACCAGAAGCCUAUCCUGCCCAUCCAACUUGACCAUAAGCCACCCACCAGUGCUGCGGAUCUCCUCAAAGAUAAUGUGGCCAGCGGAGGUGCACGGCCACCAAUGCCUGUGAUCAAGAAGGAACACAAAGGCAAAACACCGUUUGUCUGCGGCUACUGCAACAAGGCUUUCCGUGACAGCUACCACCUGCGACGCCACGAGUCCAGCCACACCGGCAUCAAAAUGGUGUCCCGGCCAAAGAAGACAGCCCAUACACCGCCCACCAUGGUACCGAUGAUCUCCUCCAUGCCACGAGAGAACAUGAACCCUCCCUACAUCUCCACGGUAGCAGGCCUCCUCUCCACAGCAACCACCUCGGUUUCCUCAGGCACGAGUAUCAUGACGUCGUCCGCAAUGGGCAACAUGCCACAGCAAAAUAUCAUCAAGAAACCCGCCAAACCCGUCAAGAAAAACCACGGGUGUGAGAUGUGUGGCAAAGCAUUUCGUGAUGUGUACCACCUGAAUCGCCACAAGCUGUCCCAUUCCGACGAGAAGCCUUUUGAGUGCCCCAUCUGCCAGCAGCGCUUUAAAAGGAAAGACAGAAUGACCUACCAUGUUCGCUCUCAUGACGGUGGAGUCCACAAGCCCUACGUAUGUUCUGUGUGUGGGAAAGGCUUUUCCAGGCCAGACCACUUGAGCUGCCAUGUGAAGCAUGUGCAUUCCUCAGAAAGACCGUUUAAAUGUCAAGUAACGGCCUGUACCUCUGCUUUCGCCACCAAAGACCGACUCCGUUCCCACAUGAUCCGGCAUGAAGGCAAGGUCACCUGCAGCAUCUGUGGGAAGAUGCUGAGUGCAGCCUACAUCACCAGCCACUUGAAGACUCACGGACAGACCAACUUUAACUCCUGUAACAAAGACGGCAACAAUGUCUGCAAUUCUUCCUCAGCUACACCUGUGACCAUUUCUGCCCCCAUCACCUCGGCGAUGAACCGGGGACUCUCCCACCUCAACAACCACCCCAUCACCAUUGCUGCACAAAUGAACAUUAGCACCAACACGGUCAACAUCACAUCUCAAAUGGGCCUCCAGCAUCCAGUCACCAUCACCGGGCCCGUCAACAUCUCCUCCGUCAACAUCCCCGGCACGGGGUCCAUGAAUAUUGCCCACCCGGUCGCAAUAACCUCCUCCAUGCCUAUGAAUAUAGGCCAGCUCAACAUUGCCAUGAGGUCCGUCGAUAGCAUGCCUUUUCUGUCCCAAGUCUUGCCUUCCCAGCCCUGGUAAAAAGCGGAGAGAGAGAGAGUUGAACUGGCCAGAGAGAAAGGGAAAAUGAAGCGAAACAGGAGACUUGUGUCCUCAUGAUUUGCACCUCCAGCCCGGCUCUUCCUCCCCCCUCCGAACCCUGUUUACUUCAUCACACCACAAAGUGAAUAUUAACCCGAGCUGUGCGGCCGGCAGGAGCUCCCCCCCCCCGAGUCCGCAGCCACGUCCCAAACAAUGUUGAGUGACUGACAUGAGACGCAGGACACUUUGAGUAGGAAUCGAGUAGGAUUUACCUUGAAAUCAGGACUUAGCGUAGUCAGUUAGAGAGAGAUGAAACUGUGAUUUGUAUGAUGACAAAUGAGAGGAGAGGAUUCCUCAGACACUCAUGAGGACUCUGUAGGAAGACACACCUGUGCUUUUUUUGUAAAAGGGAGAUGAGAAAUGGACUGAAGCAAUAACGACGAAAUUGCUGUUUUUGAUGUUUUACAAGUUCUCUCCCAAGCCUCUGGGUGUUGCUUUGUAUGUCGUUUUCUUUUAACUAUAGCCUGCUAAUCACUAUUUAAUGUCAUAGGAAAUGAGUCUAGUAAAAGGGACAGCCGCUUCCACAUACAUGGAAGACUAUUUUUUCACAGUGCAUAGCUUUUCUUCUUCUUCUCAGAUAGUAGGAUGCUCUCGAGGUACAGUGACUAACUUGUACAGUUGACAUAGUAAUGUAUUUUCAUGUCAGCAUUUCAGUUUUAAUUCAAGUGGAUAUGUGGACACUGUCCUCCUGACUAUGAAAUGUUUGUGCGUUGUUUUUCUGUUUGUACGGAAACACAAAGGUCUGUUUUUCUUUGCCUAUCUGUAGUGUUCAUUUUUUUUUUUCUCCAUGAAGUCAGAAUCAAACAAGUCUUGCACUGAAAGCAUAUCCUACAUACAGGUGAGCAGCAGUAUUAUCAAAGAUCAAAUUGAAGUCUUUAGUGUUUUGGUUUGCCAGCUGACACUUGAGGGCCAUCUAGUGGCCGAAAAACGGAAAGGCCUGGCGUGUAGUGAGGCUUUUUCAGUCUGUUACCGUCAUCAUAAUGGUGACUAAUUCUUUUUUUUUUUUUGUCUGACUCUUCUGUACACUUUAUUUUGUUUUUAAUUAUCUAUCUGUGACAGCCCCUAGAUGAUACUAAGGAUCAUUCACUCAGGAUACAUCACAUAAAUCCCAUUACACAUGAACUUUUUAAAACGUGUUGUGUUAAACAACCAGGUUUCCCAUCAGGGACGAGAAGUCCAAUAAUGAUUGAUUUUUAAACUUAGCCGUCCAUUUAAAUGAUCAAAUACAUGCUGUACCUUUUUAAACCUUUCUUUUAAAACCUAGUUCGGUCUCGGGCUGCAUCGCCAUGUGGCCGAGAUCCGGAUGAGUUUGAUCAAAUGCAAGUUUGUGUCCAUUAAAAUAAUGGGAAACGAUUGGUGUUGCAUGACCCCAAACGCUAGCUGUUGAGCAUCAGCCGUUUUUUUGAAUGAAUGCCAUGUGAUUUCGACAGUGUUGCAGCUCUUCGAGUUGAUUCAGUUCAUACUGAAAAAUGCAAUAUGCAUGUUUGCCAUUUUUCCCAAGUUUUGUUUUAAACAAAAUGAUAGUGUAGCUUAUUUUUUUUGUUGUUAUGCAUUUACGUAGAUACACUAUGAUAGCCUGUUUGCCAAAUUUGAUACAAUAACAAUGUGAUGAACUGAACAUUUCUCGUGGAAUUGAACAACUCUUUAUUUUUAAGGGAAAAAAUGGAAAUUCCAGGACCCUUGUGAAAGCAGUUGAAUGUAUAUCUUUGUACAAAACUAUUUUAGUUCCAAGAAAACGGUAGUUCAGAUAGAUGUGAAAGAUAAGAUAACCUUUUUUUAUAAAUCUUUUGUAUUAGAACAUUAACAAUGGUAAUUUUGUAUAUAUGAGAGGUUAGGAUUUCUGAUUAGCAGAGAGAUCAAACAUUCCUACAUUUUUUUUUAAAUGUAUGUUUGUCAAAUUAUUACAUAAACAUGCGCAAUGUUAUGUGCCUUUUAUUUGGGUUGUCUAAAUAAAAGAAAACUAUCAAAUGUG